Molecule: messenger RNA, 1377 nt
Organism: Komagataella phaffii GS115
Lineage: Eukaryota; Fungi; Ascomycota; Pichiomycetes; Pichiales; Pichiaceae
Exons: 1
Coding region: 1-1377 (458 amino acids)
Source: RefSeq, a predicted model, not a curated record
AUGAAGACGCUAAAACCACAGCUUCACAUCCAUAUUAAUAACAACCAGAAGGCGAUCGGGGUUGACUCUUUCAAGACUCCUGUUGAACAGACACUACAGACACCUUCAAAUCCCCCCAAUCACGCUGGAGGAAGUAGUUUCUUUCCUUCUACAGCUGGUGAUCCGGGCUUAGAUAGUGGGUUUCAAACUCCCUACAACGGUAGCAGAAACGCGUCUGCGAUAUCGAUAGGGAUUUCCAAAGAGCACCCAAGUUAUCAGAACGAUGGAAUGGAUUUGGACGAUAUUGAGAGGCCGUUUCCCCUUACAAAGUGCUCUUCAGUCUCCUCCAUGGCCUCAUCGAUAAUGGCUGAAACAGAGCCAUUGAUUAACAAUAUCGAAUUUGAAGAACGUUUUGACAUGCUUCUAUCUGAAAUUUACAUGAGCUACUCAAUGAAUCCAGAAACUACUCCCUUUAACAUUAGGUUUCCUCCCGGAGGGGUCAUUUCAAUGGUGUCUAAGGACGUUUUUGAUAGAUGUCUGAAAGAUAAGAUCCCAUUGGACAGAAAUCCCGCAAUAAACCAUGAAUUGUUUUCCACUAGGGAGCCAUCUGUGGUACUUGCUAUCAUCCGUAAACGGUUACUAGAUUUCUGUAACCGAAACAUGGACGCGGACUCUCAAUACAGUCUAUCCCGGCAAAAUUCGGCCUGUUCAAUUAAUUUCCCUCAAACUUCACAAGCCCCCUUCUCUGCAGGAUCAUCAUUCUCAUCUAAUGCAUCGACCUCAAGCACAACACAGGCGCCUAAAAUGCAACGUGGAAAGCCUUCGUGGCUACACAGUAAUCUCAAUUCAAGAACAAUCUCUAGUACAGAUUCGUUGGUUGAUAGCGUCUCCCCACAGUUUUAUAAAAACAAGAAGAGUAAUGCAGGAUUCACGAUGGUUACUCCCCCCUCUUCUUCUCAAGGAGCAGGCUCAUUUGUGGACGAGUUCAGUUUUGAAAGGAAGGAGCGAUCGAACAACUCGACAACGUCUAGCAAUGUGACUGGAAUUGCAAGCGCGGGUCAGGGAAGAAUCCAGCCUCAGGUAUUGUCUGUUCCAUUUAACGUGCCUUCAACCACUAGCCCUCAAUUUGCGAGUCCAAUAUUUACAGGAAGCUCGGAUGGAGUUCCAGUUCUUCAAUCACCUUUCCACGAAAAGGGCUCCUAUUUUGGGAACAACACUCUAUCUGCAGGCACUACCAAGCCUCCGAAUACCACUAGGAAGUCUUCGCUCAGUAACGUUAUCAAUGCUGGAAGUGUUUCUGCACUGAAAGACCCAUUAGAUCUUGAUUUGGACCCGUUAUACAACGUUACAUCUCAAAGAAAACGAGAUUCGCUCAAGCUUAAACGAAACUUGAGGUAG